Molecule: messenger RNA, 720 nt
Organism: Anisakis simplex (herring worm)
Lineage: Eukaryota; Metazoa; Nematoda; Chromadorea; Rhabditida; Anisakidae
Source: the annotation of a GenBank genome assembly
AUGGGAACAUUGUGCCCAAAAGGUACCACUGUCCACCCGAAUGAUUUCGCUAAAAUGAAAGUGUUGAAGAUCUGGCGACACGGCGAUCGCUCGCCGAACCGAUGGAUCGACAAAUUGUCGUACAAUAAAAAAUACUUUCCAGACGAAAAAGGCUCUUUAACGGAGUUGGGCUAUGCGCAAGCGAUUGAAUUAGGUAAAAGAAUACGUAAACGCUAUUUUGAACAUUCCAAUUUCACAGCCGAACAGGUGUUUAUACGAAGUACAAAUAUGUCACGUACGAUCCGUACAGCCGAAGGCGUAUUGCACUCGUUGGGAAUGCCGAAUGCCAAGAUUACGGUAGAGGCGGACAUGGACAACGAUACGGUGGGUAAUCCGUUAUUCGAGUGUCCAGCAGCGAAUCGAAUGGUUGAGGAGUGGGGCGAUAGGUAUCUGAUGAAGGAACAUUUUAAUUAUACUUAUGGAAGAUUGGAACGUGAGUUAAAUUUCACGGGUUAUACGUAUCCGUUAUUAGAUUUAAUUGAUUGUUUGAACGCGCACGAUCUGAUGGUGCCGGAAUGGGCAAAGAAUAAUACAUUAAUAAGCAUAUUAAGAAGUUUGAGUUGGAUGGGUAUUAAGAUGCAGUACGGUAUUGAGCCGUUCGCUAAUGAGUUGCUGAAGAAAAUUAGAACCAAGGUGUUGGUUAGGGCAGCCACGAUUGAUGAGGAAAAUCGUACGGGAUAA